UUAGAAAAUUUUGCAUGGGGAUUCCCUUUUUUUUAUCAAAAUAUAAAAUAAUUAUUAAAAAUGUAAACUUAAAUGCAACUAUUAAAUACCUUAAUAUUGCAAUUAAAUUAAUAAUAAACAAAAACAAUUCAAAUAACUAAUAUAAAUUAAAGAAUUACUAAACCACGGAAGUUUCUUGUUGUAAAAAAGUGAAAGCACAUCUGCAGUCUGCACGCAAAUCAACAAAGAAAAAAUAAAUUACCAAAUAGACCAACAUUUUCAAUUUCGCAAUUAUUAUUAUUUUAUUAAUUUGAAAGCAUGUCGUUUUUAAGAGGAUCACUCAAUUAUGUUUGGUGUACAACAAGUGUACUUGGAAAAGGAGCAACUGGUUCAGUUUUUCAGGGUGUUAAUAAAAACACUGGAGAAUCGGUAGCGGUGAAAACAUUCAAUCCCUACAGUCACAUGCGACCACAGGAAGUUCAAAUGCGUGAAUUUGAAGUUUUGAAAAAGGUCAAUCAUGAAAAUAUCGUCAAACUGUUGGCCAUUGAAGAUGACCAAGAGGGACGAGGCAAAGUCAUUGUCAUGGAACUGUGCACAGGCGGAAGUUUAUUCAAUAUCUUAGAUGACCCUGAGAAUGCAUAUGGUCUGCCAGAGAAAGAGUUCCUUCUUGUUCUGGAGCAUUUGUGUGCAGGAAUGAAGCAUUUGCGUGACAAUAAUUUGGUUCAUCGUGACUUGAAGCCAGGAAAUAUCAUGAAAUUCAUGUCUGAAGAUGGUCAGACAAUCUACAAAUUAACAGACUUUGGAGCUGCAAGAGAAUUGGAAGAGAAUCAACCUUUUGCUUCGUUAUAUGGCACAGAGGAGUAUCUGCAUCCAGAUUUGUAUGAAAGGGCAGUUCUUCGUCGGUCAGUUAACCGAUCAUUUACAGCAAAUGUAGAUCUCUGGUCGAUUGGAGUGACACUCUAUCACGUUGCCACUGGCAAUUUGCCCUUCCGUCCGUUUGGUGGUAGAAAAAAUCGUGAAACUAUGCACCAAAUUACCACCCGCAAAGCAUCUGGAGUUAUAUCAGGAACCCAACUCUCCGAGAAUGGUCAAAUUGAAUGGUCUACAACAUUACCAGCCCAUUGUCACUUGACUCAAGGUUUAAAAACACUCGUUACCCCUUUACUAGCUGGGCUUCUCGAAGAAGAUCGUUCAAAAACAUGGUCUUUCGAUACAUUCUUCCAGCAGGUUACUUUAGUUCUGAGGAAGAAAGUCUUCCAUGUGUUCUUUAUUAAUCGCACCGAUAGCAUUGAAGUCUUCCUUGAACCAGAAGAUCAAAUUGAAGAAUUUAAAGAUCAUAUAUUUAUUCAGACUGAAGUUCCAUGUGAGAAGCAAAUACUUUUAUAUUGUAAUGAGCAUUUGGAAAAUAGAAUUGGUACUUUGUGUGCAAGUGCAUUUCCAACGACUGAUCGGGAGAAUCCAAUUUUCUUAUAUAGCAAUGAGGAUAAUAAUGUCCAGCUGCCAACUCAAUUGGAAUUACCAAAGUUUCCAGUAUUUCCAAGUAAUGUUUCGGUGGAAAAUGAUGCCAGUUUAGCGAAGGCUGCAUGCAGUGUGGGUCAUGAAUGUAAACGGCGAAUUGAAACUCUAACAUCCAUAGACAUAUUAAUUAAAAAGUCUGUGCAACAAUUUAUUGAAACACUAACAACAACUUUAAAACUUUUACAAAAAAAAACAAAAAGUUUUGAUGAAUUAUUAUCUACUGUGAUUGAAUAUGCCGAAGUUGUCUCUUACGCAAGCAGAACAGAAAAGCCUGAAAAUGACCCAAAAGUUCUUGAGGAAAUUAAAGCCAAUUUUGACCGAGCGGCUGAUGUUAUUUCCCAGCUGUAUAAACAUUUUGUUGAAGAAGAUACCCUCAGUGAUGAAUGGCGAUCAUCGAUGCAUGGUAAAAUAUGUGCAUGCAAGGCACGUUCUAGUGCAAAAGCGAAAUAUUUAAUUGAUCGCCUAAGAGAUUCAUGGCAACAUUUGCUACGAGAUAGAGCAACUCGCACCCUCACUUACAACGAUGAACAGUUCCAUGCCUUAGAGAAGAUAAAAGUUGACAGAAAUGGUAGACGAAUAAAAACUCUUCUCUUGGAAGAUGUCAAACCAUCUGUCGAACAUAUGGCCGAGUGCCUAGCUGAUUGGUAUAAGCUUGCCCAAACAGUUUAUCUGAAGUCACAAAUUCUUGAGAAAGAUGUCCGAGAUAGUGAUAGGAAACUGCAAUCUGUACGCGGCAACCUCAGCGAAAUGAGAUCUCAUUUAAAAAUUCAACAUAAAGAAGACAAGGAUAACGAUGAAAUAAACAAGUUAUCCAAAAAUGAACAAAAGAACUUUAUGAAAUUUAUUCAAGAGCAACAAAAAGAAGUGGUGGUGAUACUGCGACAAAAUCGUAAAUUAAUAUCAAUGCUUCAGGAUAUUGGCUUGAGUCCAAAGGAAAUAAGUUCCUCCAUUCAAAUUAAACAGUAAAAUAAAAGGAUUUGUCAUUCAAAUUUUUACUGUUGGGUGUGAUUGUGUUUUUGAUAUGCGAAGAGUGUCUUAUUGGAUUAAGUGGAAAAAAAAACAAAGACUUGUGUCGCAAGUAUUAAUGUUAUUUUAUUAUUACUCUACUAUUAUAUUCUCUUUUUUAAAUUGUGUUGAGUUUUUGUUAUUAGUACGUAGUAUGAAUUCAUGGCUCCACAAACCUUAUUGAUUUAUAAUUUUUUUUGUAUGAAUGUAUUUUAUAAAAUAUAUUGAAUAUCCCUAGUUAUUAAGUUAUUACAUUUUAUUUCACAAUACAUGACGAUCUAAAAUUAA
Molecule: messenger RNA, 2790 nt
Organism: Episyrphus balteatus (marmalade hoverfly)
Lineage: Eukaryota; Metazoa; Arthropoda; Insecta; Diptera; Syrphidae
Gene: IKKepsilon
Product: serine/threonine-protein kinase TBK1
Exons: 9
Coding region: 298-2463 (721 amino acids)
Biological process (GO): peptidyl-serine phosphorylation
Cellular component (GO): cytoplasm
Molecular function (GO): ATP binding; protein serine/threonine kinase activity
Source: RefSeq, a predicted model, not a curated record